Messenger RNA from Arabidopsis arenosa, 952 nucleotides. NCBI's taxonomy places the organism in Eukaryota, Viridiplantae, Streptophyta, Magnoliopsida, Brassicales, Brassicaceae. The record is from the annotation of a GenBank genome assembly.
AAAAAUUUCAACACUUGUCGGCGACUCAGAGAAUCUAACCGGAAACCUAAACUCUUUACCUCUGAAUCCACGCCGUGUUUUUUCGAUUUUCAAUUUCUCGAUUCGAUUGAAGAUGGAAGGAGGUGGAGGAAGUAGCGGCGGCGCGACGGCGGGAGCUGGAGGAGUGGUGCCGGAAUCAGCGAUUGAAGCGGUGAAUCAAACACUUGCGUACCUCAAGGAACUGAAACCACAGCUUGAGCAGAUGCUGACUUUAGCUGAGCCAGAGGUUCUUGCUGCAAUGCAGCCAUUGCAGCGAGCUAAGACUAUGUAUUUGCUAGCUGGAGCCACCACUACUCUUUACGAACUGAGGUUGAGGUGUACUGGAGUUGAUCCUGAUGAUCAUCGUGUGAAAUCUGAAAUUGAGCGGAUAAAUGUGUACAGAGAGAAGUUUCAGAAGUGCUUGGAUCAAAGUAAAGAACCAUUGCGCCCGACUACUGUCUUAAACCGUCAGGCAGCAACCCGCUUCAUCGAACAUUCUCUACCUGAUCUUACAUCGACCCAAAAGCAAAACAUUAGAGACCUCAGUAGAGGAGAGAAAUCAAGGUUCAGGAGUUCGGAAACAACUGCGAGAAAGAGGAAAUACCAAUCAACUGUUCAAUCAGCCGCGAAGGACUUUCUUGAAAAGGCAGCUCGUGAGAUUAUCGGUAACAAUGAAAAUGGUUUGAAGGGACCUUUAAUGGCGGCAGCUGAUGGUUCAGAUGAUGUUGAAGUUGGUACAGGCUGAUUUACUACCAAUAUAUCAUGCUGCUGCUACAUUUUCUGGAUCGUAGUUGUGGCAUUCGUCAUUGUCGCCAUUGCAGAGAAGUUGGUUUUGUCAACUCAUCUUUGAUAGCGUUUAAAAUUUUUUGGACCUAGUUAGUGUUGUGGUGUAUGCUGUUUGUACAUUGCAUUAUGUUAGCAACUGUUUUCGGAA